CCUCCUCCAAGUGUUUUGUUCUCGGCUCCUUUGAAAGCUUUUAGGUCAUCGCUUUCAUCACCCUUUUAUCAUCAUCACUCAUUCAUUGAUUUUGGAUUGGCGGCGUGGAAAAUGGCUAGUCAAGAGAUACGCAUAAGUUUGCCUGGAAUGACAAAAGUACCGUUAAUAGAUAGAAAAGAAGAUGUUUACUCUAUUCUUCUAACUUAUUUGCACCAGUUUUCUCCAGUUGAGGGAAACUUUAACAUACGCCCUUCAGCUUGUUUCUCUCCUCAUAUUUUUGGGGCUGGCAAGAGUUUUGUUGGUGAAAAUUUUUUAGAGUUUUUAAAAAAAUUCGCCGACGAAGAAGAAGAGCAGACGGAGACGGAGGUUUUCAACAAGAGCUCAUCGGGAAAAGUUGAUUUGAAGAUUUUUUCUUGGAAACACUUUGCGGAAAACACUUUGUCAGUUAUCUUAGAACUAAGAGAGAGCUUUUCUGAUGCUCCUUUUCCAAGGUUUCGAAAGGCUUUGAUGUAUAACAUAGCUAUGGCUACAGCCGAGUGUAAUGGUAUGAGUGCCCGAGAAAUUGUAGAAUUCACGGACGCAGCGAUGAAGCAACCUAGUGUUUCUUUAUUUGUCCAGUAUCUUCUCGAACAAUUUCAGAAACAAUAUUUAUUUUUGAUGAUAGACGAACUUAGUCACCUGAGUUACCUCACCACAUACUAUAGUGAACUUACCACGAAACAGUUCGUCGAGUCUGACCCAAAAUAUGUACCUUUCCGGAAUUUCUUCCGUAUUUUACGUGAUUUGUUGAUUACAGGGAAGGUAAUUGUCUAUUUGGCAGGUCGGACUGCUGAAAUCUCAGCCCGCCUGUCUGAUGCUCGCUCCAGUAGAGUGAGUCUCCAUAUGUUGCGGCUGAAUCCCUUUAAUCUCCAUGAUAUUAACGAAUAUAUUGAGCUGGCAAUUUAUGAUGGAAAGUCCUUGAAGGACUGGUUAUUGCCCUCUGAUGAAUUACGGUAUCGAUUCGUAGAAUUGUUGAAGAAGAAGACAGGAGGUAUUCCGUUGAUUGUAAAGAAUACUUUAUUAGCCCUAGUAGGGAAAGUUGCAAACUUAUCGCAACCUGCUAUCAACAACGACAAUAUGGAAUUUUUAUUAGAUGGUGUCUUUGAAGAUAUACUAAAUGAGUCAGGAACGUUUAUUAUUCCGGAGAUACUAGAUUCCGCAACCCUUCUUCGAUAUCAAUUUGUCCUUUUGAAUUAUCAACUCGGAACGAUUUUCCCAAUCGGAUUUGCAAUUACUCUAUGUGGAACGAGAACUUAUUUGAUGGACUUGGUUGCAACUUUUGGGUUUUAUUCUGAAAAUUGUGGAACUGACGGGAUUGAUUUGGGCACUAAGUUUAAGAUUGGUUGUUGUGAAUUUAUAUUGCGAGCUCAUAGCAACUAUAACUUUUUCCGUGAAGCUACUGAACUUUUUCCUUUAUCUCCGUUUAGUUAUAUUCCCGACACUUCAACAGCAAAAGGAGUCUUCUUUGAAUUUGUAUUUAUGAAGAUCUUUCGUUUUCGCUUAUUAACUUUUCUUCAUUCUAAUUCCUCGCCUAUUGUACAUUCUGCUAUUCCAGGAAUUUUCCAGGGUUCUUUUAUUGAACAGGACAAUGUUUCGUAUUCUAUGGAAUCUACAAAAUCUAAUGAUAUACCCAUCUUGAGAAAUGUCUCUCGUUCAUUUUCUGGUCAUUAUAGAGAUUAUUUACAACAUUGUGGUAUUUUUGUUCCAAAGGAGGGCAAUUCGAGUGGUCCUGAUGCAUAUGUUGUAUUCCAUAAUGGACAAACACGUUAUGUUGUUGGAUUUUCAUUCAAAUUUUAUCACAAAACUGAAUUUUCGAAAACAAAUAUUGAGGAAGAAGCCAAAAAAUUUUUUAAGGGAGUUGUUUCCGUUUUGAAUGACGAAUCUUUUUCAUCUGUUCAACUUCGUUUUCAGUUUGUGGUAGUAUGUACUAGAUAUGAUCAAUCUGUAGGUUUCUCUACCGAAGAACAUAAUAUUGUUGAAGAUGCAAGUGGUUUUGUGACUCAACAUUCUUCGGGAUCAACUUUGAAUGAAAGUAGUCGAUCAUGUCUGCAAUUGGUAAUUGUUUCUCAAAGGAACCUUGAAAUGUAUUUGGGAAGAGAUAAUGUCGAAACGUUGAGGAAAAUUGGGGAAGCAAACCGAGGAGAGUUUUCUAAAAACUUUUCAGUAUGGUGUGAAACUGUCUUUGAGUCGAUGUCCAAUGAAUAUGUUUCAUCUUUGGAAGCUGAGCAAUCAACUGUUACUUUAAGAGUGGCUCGAAAUAUAAGACCGAGAACCAAUGAGGAGAAUAGGAUGCAAAUGGAAGGUUUUCAAAGUGCUAUGCAAGUGGAAGAAGGUAUAACAAGAAGCGAACAAGUAUCAAGUGAUAUUACACAUUUUGACUGGAAAGAGUUUCUUUGCAAGUCUGCGUUAUUACCGGAAGAAUUUGCCUCUCGUCAUGCUUCGAGAUUUUUACGCAUAUUUGGAGAUAAUCCUCAAGUGAUUCGAAGAAAGUCACUAGAGUUGAUGGGUAUACCAGAACAAUAUAUUCAACAAAUUCUAAUUGCAACGAUGUUACUGGAAGAAAACACAGAAAUGAAAGAAUAAUUAGCUGCUUUCAAAUUUGUGUU
Galdieria sulphuraria is the source of this 2645-nucleotide messenger RNA. Its product is annotated as archaeal ATPase. The transcript has a single exon. Lineage: Eukaryota; Rhodophyta; Bangiophyceae; Galdieriales; Galdieriaceae. The record is from RefSeq and is a predicted model, not a curated record. Bases 112 to 2622 code for a protein of 836 amino acids.